AGAUCCGUAUGAUGUAAAUAAUUAAACCUAUAUAUACAUAUAUAUAUUUAUAUAUAGCAGCCCUAUAUAUUAUGAAAUUUCACACGGAGACAGUAGGCACGCCGAGCGAGUGACUAAGAGAACUUUUGCUGAGUCAACUCUGCCAUGUAUCAACCUAACAACCAGCUUUCAAUUCAUACAAAGUCAUUGUCUAUUAAAGAUUCAUCAGCGUUGAUGCAAGUGGAUCAGAAAGAAACUAGUGUAGUUGUAAAGGAUGAAAUGCAAAAUGGAGGAUUUUCACAGGCAGAAUCAAUCAUCUACCACUCUAAGAAACUUCAAGAUGAUCUGCAAACAAUAGGAAUGAAAAUCAAACAGCAUGAGGAAAACAUUAAGUUUCUGAACUCCAAGAGAGCCAAAUUAGAUGACGAAAUUGUGGAUUUGAAAGUAUUUUUAAACAGUCAUCACCCUUCAAGCACACCUAAGAUCGAAAAUGAGGCCCAUUCAGACCUCCAGUCCGAGGAAGAAACAACUGAACAGAUUCUACGGCAUGAAAAAUCUGCCGCAGGCAUUAUAUGCCAGCUGAAAACUCGUCAUGGUUCUCAGGCCUCCCAUCUUACAUUGAUCAAGGAUGUGCUGGGUAUUGUUGCUACACUUGCAAAAGUAGACGAUGAUAAUCUUAGUAGACUUUUUUCAGAGUACUUAGGAGCGGAGACUAUGCUUGCAAUUGUUUGUAAGACUUAUGAAGGUGUCAAAGCUCUAGAAGUUUAUGACAGAGAAGGCUUCAUUAAUAAAAAUUCUGGUCUUCACGGACUUGGUGCUUCUAUUGGGAAGACUUUGGAAGGGCGAUUUAUUGUUAUUUGUCUUGAUAACUUAAGACCAUAUGCUGGUGAAUUUAUAUCUGAUGACCCCCAAAGAAGGCUUGAUCUUCAUAAACCACGGUUACCUAAUGGAGAGCAUCCACCUGGCUUUCUUGGCUUUGCUGUAAAUAUGAUCACUGUGGAUAAUUCAUAUUUAUUUUGUGUCUCAUCCAGUGGUCAUGGCCUCAGGGAGACUCUAUUUUAUAAUCUUUUCUCUCGUUUGCAAGUAUAUAAAACUAGGGCAGACAUGGUAAGUGCCCUCCCUUGCAUUAGCGAUGGAGCCCUUUCUUUAGAUGGAGGAAUGAUUAGGACUACUGGUGUAUUUUCCCUGGGUAACCGGGAAGAUGUAGAUGUGAGAUUUCCGAAACAGUUGGUGACAUCAAGCCUGCCUGAAAGCUAUAUUGAAUCAGAGAAGCAAAUCAAGGAGAUAAAAUGGAAGAAAGAAAAAUUGCUCGAAGAUAUAAAGAGAGAACAGGCAUUAUGGGACAAUGCAAAGUUCAGUUUUAAUAAAAAGAAGGAAGAGUUUCUCAAGUUCCUGGCUGAAAGUUCAUCAUAUGCAUCCCAGCACCAAAUUCAUGCAGCUCAAAGUAGAUUAACCCCAAGAUGAGUUGUAAAUAGAAAAAGUAAUGGACUUAGCUACAACUCUUAACAAUUUUCGGAGAUGGGAUUGUCCGUUGUCAUAAAUACACAGUUUCAGCUUGAGCUCCUGGCUUGAAUCCACCUUCUUGUGUCUUUGUGAAUGUGGAGAAUAUGAGAUGGGGGAUUGAAAGGCAAUGCAUUUCCGGUGUCAAGUGAAAAUAUGUGUUUUCUAAAUUAGGUUCAGCUGAGGCAUAAAGCAUCCCUUGUCCUUACCAUGCUCAUGGGUCUAUUGUAAUGCAUAUAUUUUUCAUUGGAAACCUUUUCUUUUUUAUUUGAAAUGUGUUCCAUGGGCAUUUUAUUUCA
This is a messenger RNA of Ziziphus jujuba (common jujube), 1778 nucleotides long. Its product is annotated as protein DEFECTIVE IN MERISTEM SILENCING 3. The record is from RefSeq and is a predicted model, not a curated record. The transcript is spliced from 8 exons. NCBI's taxonomy places the organism in Eukaryota, Viridiplantae, Streptophyta, Magnoliopsida, Rosales, Rhamnaceae. The coding region runs from base 145 to 1443 and encodes 432 amino acids.